Molecule: messenger RNA, 2782 nt
Organism: Tripterygium wilfordii
Lineage: Eukaryota; Viridiplantae; Streptophyta; Magnoliopsida; Celastrales; Celastraceae
Exons: 4
Coding region: 270-2333 (687 amino acids)
Source: RefSeq, a predicted model, not a curated record
UUAAAGGCGGGUAAGCUCUGAUUCAACUACAAGCGUACAAAUUAGUUUAUCGGUUUAUCCUUCACUUGCUCUUGCUACUCUGUCUUUCUCUCUCUUCUUUAUUCUCUCUUGAGCUUUUAGUAUAUGUUUUGGCAUUGAUUCUCUCACCUUCUGUGCGCCUAAUUUGACAGACAGCUUUAAUUAAUCGACUCGACUUCUGCAAGAACGCGUUGAAUUGGUUUUUGGAUCGGCCAUAUCUCUCCGACAAAUACAUUUUACUUAAGAAUCCGAUGGAAGAGAAGCAAUUGGAUUUUAAUCAGCCAUUUUUGUCAGUAAGGCGGUUCACAUCAACAGUGGCCUCCUCUGAAGCUGACAACAAAAGGAAAACCGACAAAUCACGGCCUAAAAUACCGUCUCUUCCUGCCUACAGAUCAGAGUUGAAAUCGGGUCCAAUAAGGAACCCAGGAACUGUUCCUUUCUUAUGGGAGAAAACCCCAGGAAAUCCCAAGAAUGAAAGUAAUUUGCAAGCUCAUGCUCCUCAGCGGCCUCCCCUAGCCCCAAAGCUUCCUCCGGGGAGGACUUUUGAUGCUAGAAAGCAAAGUUCUGAUAGAGUUUCUGAUGGUAAAACAGUUACUCAAUCCCAUAGGAACACUACCAUAUCCAGUUCUGGAAACGAGUCGCAUUUGGAUGAGAGUGUUGCUAACUAUGGGAGUUCAAAGGAUGAAAUGGAGGAGACAAGGAGUUCUAGUUCGGAGGAUGGUGAUGAGGCCUAUGUUGAUGCGCUUGAUUCUCUUUCUCGGACUGAAUCAUUUUUCUUAAACUGUAGUAUAAGUGGUGUGAGUGGAUUGGAUGGUCCAGAUACGAAACCCCAUGGGAUUUCCUCAACAGACUUUCAGACUAGGGAUCUAAUGAUGGGUCGAUUCUUGCCUGCAGCAAAGGCAAUGGCUUCAGAAUCGCCUCAGUAUACCUUUAGGAAGCAACUUGUUGCUCGAGAGCAACAACCAAGGCAGGUAAAGAAGUUAGUAAGUGUGGAAAAUCGGCGUCCAGUGAAUCAGACUAGGCCAAAUAACAUGCCACAUUACAUGCAAAGAAAUGGAGUGGAAGAAAGUGAAGAUGAGGAUGAGGAUUAUAAUGGACCUGGAAGUUCAUCCUUUAAGGUUUGUGGGUUACUUCCUCGGUUUUGCUUGCAGUUGAACCCUGUACCCGGGCUGAAAAAGCACACCCAUGGACCUGUAUCUUCUGUCCGCAGAGUACAUGCUAAAUCUUCAUAUGCCAUUUCUUGUACUGAAAGUAGGAGUGAGCAUGGUAAGGGUUCUGGUUUUGAGCACUGCUCAACUACAAUUGAGCUGAAGGAAAAAUUAGGCCAGAUCAGAUAUGGAAGUGAUUCUCAGAAGCUGAACAGGUCAUCUAUGGACAACUUCUUGCAAGGCAAUGGUGGAUCACCUUGCCCUAACGAAUUUCCUGAAUAUUGCCACCAUGACAACAAAGGCUCUCUUGCAAUUUCUGAAGAUUCUAAGGAUUCUGGAAUGAGCAGUUCUGAUCGAUCCUCUAAAGCUGCACGCAAUUUUCGAGAAUUGUUGGCCUGUGAAAGUUCUAAAUGGGAAUCGGAUUCAGCUAGUCCUUUAAUUGAGAAAACUCUAUAUGUAGAUUCUAUACAUAAAGUAAAAUCUCCAGGUUCAAGUUCAAAUUCUUCAGAUAUGAAAGGGAUCAUUGAUUACCAGGUUUAUGAUGUUCAGAUACCAAUGCCAGUCAAAAGCGGGGAGAACGAUGAGAAUUCUUUCUUUAAAGAUAUUGAAAAACUGAAUGUGGUGGGUGGAAAGGCAACGCCACGGCCUGCAAGUUUGGAGUCUGUUGAUUCCUGUUUCCAAUCUUCUUCAGAUAGAUCCUUUCCUGAGGUGCACAUGGAUGUUCCUAAGCAGGAUCUUAUGCAGGAUUCUACGACGUUCACAAGUGCAAAAAUGACUGAAGAAGGAAAGAUUGAUUCAGAAAGUAAUCAAGUUAUCAACCGUGACUAUAUUAUGUCAACAGAUGACGGGAAGAUUGAUCUAGAAGGUCAACUUGCAGUUAAAUCAAGUAAACAAGAAAGUUCUCAUGACAGCCACUCUCAUCUUCCUCUUCCUCCACCUUUACCUCCAUCAGAGUCAUGGCUAAAGCGUACUCUGCCUAGUGUUUCCUCAAGGAAUUCAUCUUCACAAUCACGGUCCUUUCUUGGUAUGAAUUUUCACUCUAAAACUCAGGCUUCCAAGACACCCACUCGGGAUCCCAAGUGGGAAAUGAUUGUUAGAACUAACAAUGCACAGCUCGGGCAAUUGCGACAUUCUGAGGAAAUACUUGCGCCUAUACCAGAAGCUUAGAAGCCUUAAAUUCUUCAUCUUGAGCGUUUUGCUGGACUAUCCAAUGCCUUGAUGGAUCGAAAGCGUUCUGCAUUUCUAUCUGCCAAGGUGCUCAUUUUUCAGUUGCUGUAAUCAACUAUACAACCACCAAGUAGCUGUAAAUUGACAUGCCAAUUCGUUUUUAUAUUAAAAUGUUACAAUCAGCUGUUUACUUGUAAAUCUUUGAGCAAGUUUGUUCAUAUAUGGUUAUUUUCUGGAAAGGGAAUAAAGGAAACCAAGAGCUUUAUUAUAGAAGGAUGUUUAUCUGAGCCAUGUACAUGAACUUUCAUACAUAUAUCUGUAUAAAUAGUGAUUGAAUCUUCUCUGAGUAAAGCAACGGCUAGUUGAUAUUGAUGUGAGAUGUCUUGGGAAAGAUAUUUGAGGGCCAGUUUGAUGUAAAGCAAUGGCUAUGUAAUUGUGAUUUUCCUUUU